Messenger RNA from Oryza sativa Japonica Group (Japanese rice), 5484 nucleotides. Its product is annotated as probable LRR receptor-like serine/threonine-protein kinase At3g47570. The record is from RefSeq and is a predicted model, not a curated record. Lineage: Eukaryota; Viridiplantae; Streptophyta; Magnoliopsida; Poales; Poaceae. Gene Ontology annotation, biological process: protein phosphorylation. Gene Ontology annotation, molecular function: ATP binding; protein binding; protein kinase activity.
AAACGUCAACGGCGUCAUAUAUUAAAAAAACGGAGGGAAUAAUACUUGAGAUUUUACAGUGUGUGUCAUAACCACAAACCAUAUUAGUUUGCAUGUCUAGCAUAUUAUUACAGUGCAAAGUACAUUCAGCUCAUUAAUUGGCACCUAGGAGCUGAGGGUUUCCCAUAACAAUACUCCCCUAUAUGUUGAUUAUGAAGUUCGAUGAGCGAGCUGACCUCUAAGAGCAAGUUUUAUAAUUGAGGUGGCUAACACCUCUAAUUCCAUACAUAUCAUCUCCGUAUAACUUAAAAGGUAACUUAUAUAAUAGGUAACCUAUAACACACAAACCUCAAUAACUCUAAAAGAAAAUCUAAGAAGUGCUAUAGACAAGCGUCUCAAUCUAAGAAAUGUCAUUGAUAAAUCUAACUUCCUAGAAAUACCAUCAUAUGAGUGCCUUUGUCCCAAAAAUGUCAUCGCCAUUAGAUUUUCAUUAGCAGCCCUUCAUGAAAUGCUAUAAAAAGAUUAUUUUACCAUACGAAUUGUUGAAAGCCGAUGAAAACUUCCGCCUUUUCCGUCAGUUUACACUAAUUUGUAGGCUGCUCUUUACACUAAAUUAUUGUAAGUUAACGAAUGGGAGAAUAGCUACUUUAGUCCCUAAAGUUUCUCUGUAGGAUCAGUUUAGUCCCUAACCUUUUAAAUGGUCCAAAGAAAUCCUUAACCUUUGUCAUAAGGCCUAUAAUAGUCCUUGGGUCCACCAAAAUCAUCAUAUGGAUAUGCCAUGUCAUCAUUCAUGCAAAUCUAUAAUGAAUUGUCCAAUAUACCCUUACGUAUAUCAUAGAAAAAUAAAUAUAAGGGUGAAUUAGACAUAACCAUAGGAAAAAAAUACCUCUUUUUUCACCCUUUUGAGGUAUAUUUUUGCUCUUACAUGUACCAUAUAUAUUUUUUUAACUUUUUUCUUUUGUUUUUUAUUUACCUAUGCAUAGGAAGGUGACAUGGCAUGUCCAUGUGGCGAUUUUGGUGGGACCAAGGACUAUAUUAGCCCACAUAACAAAUUUAAAGGACUUGUUUAGACAAUAUGAAAGAUUAAGGACUAAAAUGAUCCAGGAGCGAAACUUUAGGGACUAUAUUAGCUAUUCUCUCUUAACGAAAAGAGCAAAAGUUUUAAUCGUAGGGGUAAAAUGGUCUUUUUAAACCACUUAGCGGAUGGCUGCUAAUGCUACCUAAAGGCGAUAGCAUUUCUUGGACAAAAACACUUAUAGAUGGCAUUUCUAGGAAGUUGGAUUGGUCGAUGGUAUUUAUUGGAUUGGGGCACUUGUUGAUGGUAUUUCUUAGAUUUUCUCAAACUCUAAUACUCCCAUAUUUGUAUAGUUUGUAUAGGGGUUGCCCCUUAUAUGAGGGAUGGUUCCUUCCCUCUCUCCUUUCUCCCCACCUCAUCAAAUAAGUCUACAAGACAUCUUAGGAGAUUUAUAGUACUUGCUCUAAGGUAUUGGCUCUUACUACUUGGGUUCGAGAUUUUCUAGAGGAUGAUGAGUUGUUCCAUUUCCUGUAGUAUCCCUGUUUGGGGAUGUCAGUCAUUUAGAACCGAACAGAGACCCUUGGAUCGAUGCCUAUAUUUGCUCUAGUUGCUUACUACUCCCUCCGUUUCACAAUGUAAGUCAUUCUAGCAUUUUUCACAUUCAUAUUGAUGCUAAUGAAUCUAGACAUAUAUAUCUAUCUAGAUUCAUUAGCAUUAAUAUGAAUGUGGGAAAUACUAAAACGACUUACAUUGUGAAACGGAGGAAGUAGAAAUCUAGAAUAAGGAAAGGGUCUUGCAGAAGGAGAGAUAAGACAGAGGGAUGAAAACCAAAUAUAAAUUGAGUAGCAAUUUCACAACUCAUCAUCAUAAUACCAGAUAAUGUAACGAUUGUCACCCAUUUCACUGCAGGAUUUUGAAGAAAAUUUGCAUAUCUGAAUUGCACGGCUUUUAGAGGACUAGAGUUACAUUAUUUCACAUGCAGUGGCAUAAAUCAUUGGUUUUUUCUCAAAUCUUAUUGAUCUAGAAGAGAGAGCGUGCGUUCACUUCAGGAAGUAACCAUUGAAAUCCCUCAGGCACUUCGUUUGCUAGCCAUGAAGUUUAUUGAACCCGGGAAAUUUCUCUUGGUGUUCUUGGUUUGCAGUGCACAUGUUGUCAUCUGCUCCUCUAAUGGAAAUGAAACAGAUCGGUUAUCACUGCUUGAAUUCAAGAAUGCUAUCACUCUUGAUCCACAGCAAGCCCUGAUGUCCUGGAAUGACAGCAACCAUGUCUGCAGUUGGGAAGGUGUCAAGUGCAGGGUGAAGGCUCCACAUCGUGUCAUUUAUCUCAACCUUAGUGGUCAAGGCUUAGUAGGGACAAUAUCUCCUUCUCUUGGAAACCUAACAUUCCUAAGAUAUAUAAGUCUCCAAGAAAAUUUACUAGCUGGACAAAUCCCCCUGUCACUUGGUCAUAUGCAUCACCUCAAAGUUCUCUACUUGAGUAAUAAUACACUCCAAGGAGAGAUACCUGACUUUGCAAAUUGUUCUAAUCUCUGGGCGUUAUUGCUGAAUGGAAAUCACCUAGUGGGGAAAGUACCUACAGAUGCCCGUUUGCCGCCUAACCUUUAUUUUCUCUGGAUUGUACAUAAUAAUCUGACUGGAACCAUUCCCACCUCUCUAUUUAACAUUACGACAUUAACUAAACUUUCUAUAGGAUUUAAUCAAAUCAAUGGUGAGGUUCCCAAAGAAAUUGGAAAAUCACGCGUUCUGCAACUAUUUGCUGCUUCUGGAAAUAAGCUUUUAGGAAGAUUUCAACAAACCAUCCUUAAUAUCUCUUCCCUUGCUGAUCUAGAUCUUGGGUCCAAUUAUCUACAUGGAGAGUUGCCAUCCAGUCUUGGUAGUUCACUGUCCAAUCUACAGGGGUUGGCUUUGGGCAACAACUUCUUCGGUGGGCAUAUCCCAAGUUCCUUGGCAAAUGCUUCUAAGCUAUCCAUGAUUCAUCUGUCAAGAAAUAAUUUCAUAGGGAUGGUGCCUAGUUCCAUUGGCAAACUUCAGGAACUCUCCGUGUUGAACCUUGAAUUUAAUCAACUACAAUCAAGUGAUAAGCAAGGCUUGGAGUUCAUGAAUAGUCUCAGCAAUUGCACCAAACUACGAGCAUUAUCACUUGCAAAAAAUCAACUAGAAGGAGAGAUACCAAGUUCAUUCGGCAACCUUUCUAUGAAGCUUGAACUCUUAUACCUUGGAGGCAAUAAACUAUCAGGGCGUUUUCCUGCAGGCAUUGCAAAUCUUCACAGCCUGUCAGGUCUAGCACUGAAUUCAAAUCGUUUUACAGGUCCAGUUCCAGAUUGGCUAGGAAAUCUUAAAAAUUUGCAAAUAAUAUUCCUAGCGGCAAACAUGUUUACAGGAUUUAUUCCAUCAUCCCUCUCAAAUUUAUCUCUACUAGAAAAUGUUGUCUUGGACUCUAACCAGUUCUAUGGCCAUAUACCCCGAGGUUUGGAAAGCCUCAAAGUACUACAAGUACUGAGCAUUCCAAACAACAAUCUUCAUGGUAGCAUCCCAAGAGAGCUCUUCAGCAUUCCUACAAUAAGGGAGAUUUGGCUAUAUUCCAAUAGAUUGGAUGGACCUCUUCCUAUUGAAAUAGGAAAUGCUAAACAAUUAGAACAUCUUGUGCUUUCAUCAAAUAACCUAUCCGGUGUUAUUCCUGACACACUUGGUAAUUGUGAGAGUAUUGAAGAGAUCGAGUUGGAUCAGAAUUUUCUCAGUGGGAGCAUUCCUACAUCAUUUGGCAACAUGGAAAGCUUGCAAGUGCUCAAUAUGUCUCAUAACCUCUUGUCAGGAUCAAUACCAAAGUCUAUUGGUAGCUUGAAGUAUCUUGAACAACUAGAUCUGUCAUUCAACAAUCUCGAGGGUGAAGUACCAGAAAUAGGUAUAUUCAACAACACAACGGCCAUAUGGAUUGCUGGAAAUAGGGGUCUUUGUGGUGGGGCAACAAAGCUACACCUACCUGUGUGCACUUAUAGACCUCCAAGUUCAACUAAACACUUGCGAUCCGUAGUACUGAAAGUUGUGAUCCCCUUAGCUUGCAUAGUGUCACUUGCUACGGGAAUAUCUGUCUUGUUGUUUUGGAGGAAAAAACAUGAGAGAAAAUCUAUGUCUCUCCCUUCAUUCGGUAGAAAUUUUCCUAAAGUUUCAUUCGACGAUCUUUCCAGAGCGACGGAUGGGUUCUCCAUAUCCAAUUUAAUUGCCAGGGGAAGAUACAGUUCUGUGUACAAAGGGAGAUUGUUGCAAUAUGGAGAUAUGGUUGCUGUGAAAGUUUUCAGCCUACAAACUAGAGGGGCACAAAAAAGCUUCAUUGCAGAAUGCAAAACUUUAAGAAAUGUGCGACACCGAAAUCUUGUUCCCAUCCUAACUGCAUGCUCAAGUAUUGAUUCUCAAGGGAAUGAUUUCAAAGCUCUAGUAUAUCAAUUCAUGUCACAAGGUGACUUGCAUAUGAUGCUAUACUCAAAUCAGGAUGAUGAAAACGGUUCAGCUUCCAUCCAUAUUGCAUUUGCUCAAAGGUUAAGCAUUGUAGUGGAUGUUGCAGAUGCAAUGGAGUACGUCCACCAUAACAACCAAGGAACUAUUGUUCAUUGUGAUCUCAAGCCUAGCAACAUUCUUUUAGAUGACAGCCUAACAGCACAUGUUGGAGACUUUGGCCUUGCAAGGUUUAAAGUUGAUUGCACUAUAUCAUCUUCCGGUGACUCAAUUAUUUCAAGUGCAAUUAAUGGAACUAUUGGAUAUGUUGCUCCAGAGUAUGCAACAGGUGGUGAAGUUUCAACCUUCGGAGAUGUUUAUAGCUUUGGAAUAGUUCUCUUCGAAAUAUUUUUACGAAAGAGACCAACACACGAUAUGUUCAAGGAUGGUCUGAACAUUGCAACAUUUGUCGAUAUGAACUUUCCUGACAGGAUAUCAGAAGUUGUUGACCAAGAAUUGUUAGAAUACCAGAAUGGUCUAUCCCAUGACACUCUUGUGGACAUGAAGGAAAAAGAAAUGGAGUGUCUACGUUCUGUGUUAAACAUUGGACUUUGCUGCACAAAGCCAUCCCCCUAUGAGCGCAUGGACAUGCGAGAAGUGGCUGCAAGGCUGCGUAAAAUUAAGGAGGCCUACCUCAGCAGCAACUAAGAUACCCUGAAAUCAUCAGCAGCAUGUGGACCCUCAGACCCUGUAUACUCUGUAUUCUACACAAUAUUGGCAACUGCGAUGAUUGGACGGAACCUACCUCAUGUGUCUUGCAUUUUCCAUUGGGUGUUAAUAUGGCACUAUAAGCUUUUUUUUAUGGCAAUGUAACAUACAUUUUACCAGUAUACAUUUACGUUGCAGUAUUUCUCUUUGUGUAUUGAGGAGAGAUAUAAAAGAAAUCACCUUUCUGCUUCUGCUUUCUUGUUACGAACCAGAGAUGAGAUCUGAACAAUAGAGGUAGAGCAGAGGAAACAGGGGAGACAGAACAGAGUUGGUAGCUUUAGGAGGAAGGAUUGU